UCAUCAGAACAAACUAAUGACAACUAUCAAACUUAUGAUCUCUUUUCUUCUACCAUAUUUCCAUAUGGUUGCAUCUAUUACAGCAGACACCCAACAAUCGUGCUUAGAGUCCAUUUGUGGGCGACACAAUGGACAUCUUACCAUCCGAUUCCCCUUUCGCCUUAUAAACAUCCAGCCCGAAUCCUGUGGCUACCCCGGCUUCAACUUAUUCUGUGAUGCCUCUAACAAGACCAUUCUCCACCUCCCAAAUUCCGGUAACUUUUCAGUUCAAGCUAUUGAUUAUCAGAGACAACAAAUCGUACUUAGUGAUCCCGACGAUUGCCUACCUAGAAGACUUCUUUCCGGCCUUGAUUUUUCCCAUUCUCCAUUCCUUUUCAAACAAGAAGAUUACCUUUUUAAUAAUUUUUCCUUCUAUAACUGCUCAGAGAAAAAUGAAAACUAUACCAGUUUUGAACGUAGGGAUAAACUCGGUUGUCUAAGUACAGUCCCUAAUUUUGCUAUUAUUGGAAAAGAUCCUGAUUACUUUGCUUCUUUGUUUGAGUCAUGGUGUGAAGUAAUUAACAACAUAAGAAUUCCAAGUGAUACUGUCGACGAGUUGUCUCGUCUAAGACCACAAUUGUUGCUUGGUUGGGAUAAACCGAGCUGUGGACUUUGCGAAGGGAAUGUUACACGAUGUGCUUUCAAACGUGACACUACUAGUACUCUUGAAACUACGUGCAUUGCUUUUGAUCCUCCAAUUGUAAGAGAGCUUUCAAAGAAUGCACGCUAUGCAAUUGGAUUUUCGGUAGGCCUUGGUGUACCAGCAGUUCUAGUCAUUGCUAUGAUGCUCUAUAAAAAGGCGACCCGAUCUCGUCGUAGAGCAGCAGAUCACAAUAAUGGGAGAACAUCUGUUGACACGAAUUAGCAAGGAUAGUUGUACUCCAUAAUAAUGUACUAUACCGUCGUUAAGAGUUGAUGCUGUCUCUAUAUAGCAAACCUUUGAUGAAGUAUAGAUGUUUGUAAGUUAGUUCUUAUGUUUGUUCAUAGGCUGUAAAAAUUGUAAUGGUCUAAAGUGUUGUCCUCUUGUCAUAUGCAAGUUUUAAGUAAUUUGCUUUGCACGCACAAUUGUAAAUUAAGUGAGCUAAUCGAAUUUGAUACUCAAUUGUAAUUGA
Chenopodium quinoa (quinoa) is the source of this 1151-nucleotide messenger RNA. RefSeq names its product putative RING-H2 finger protein ATL21A. Gene Ontology annotation, molecular function: polysaccharide binding. NCBI's taxonomy places the organism in Eukaryota, Viridiplantae, Streptophyta, Magnoliopsida, Caryophyllales, Amaranthaceae. The transcript is spliced from 2 exons. The record is from RefSeq and is a predicted model, not a curated record. The coding region runs from base 17 to 904 and encodes 295 amino acids.